GUGUGCAUUAACUUUGGGAUAUCUGAGCUGAGUACUAUUAAGUACAGUCAACGAGGUUCUAUAUCUAGCAAAGAAGGAACGAAGCUCCUGCACUGGAUCUUGUGUUCAGGUGCUACCAAGGUAACAUGGAAAUGCAGUGUGCAAUAAAAAAAGAUGUCACUGAACUAAUUGGAAACACUCCAAUGAUGUAUCUAAACAAAGUUGUGGAAGGUUGUGUGGCCCGCAUUGCUGCCAAGUUGGAAUCAAUGGAACCCUGCUCAAGUGUCAAAGACAGGAUAGCAUGGAGUAUGAUCAAGGAUGCUGAGGACAAGGGUCUCAUUACACCAGGGAAGACUGUCCUUGUUGAGACUACUAGUGGAAACACUGGAAUUGGGUUGGCAUUCAUUGCAGCACUUAAAGGUUACAGGCUAAUCCUAGCAAUGCCAGCUUCAAUGAGUCUUGAGAGGAGAAUUGUGCUCUCCGCGUUGGGAGCUGAGUUGCAUCUCACUGAUCCUGUUAAGGGCUUCAAAGGUAGUUUUCAAAAGGCUGAGGAACUACUGAGGGAGACCCCUGAUGCUUUCAUGCCUCAUCAAUUUGAAAAUCCUGCAAACCCAAAGAUUCACUAUGAAACCACUGGCCCUGAGAUAUGGAGAGAUUCUGGAGGGAAAGUUGAUGCACUUGUAGCAGGUAUAGGAACUGGGGGUACAAUAACAGGUGCAGGGAAAUUCCUCAAGGAGAGAAACCCGGAAAUAAAGGUCCAUGGAGUGGAACCAUCUGAAAGUGCAGUCUUGAGUGGAGGAGAGCCAGGCAAGCACCUGAUUCAGGGAAUUGGUGCUGGAAUUGUUCCUGCUGUGCUGGAUGUUAAUCUGCUUGAUGAAAUUAUUCAGGUAUCAAGCGAGGAAGCUAUAGAAACAGCCAAGCAGUUAGCCCUGAAAGAAGGUCUACUGGUAGGUAUUUCAUCUGGAGCCGCAGCUGCAGCAGCAAUAAAAUUAGGAAAGAGGCCAGAAAAUACUGGGAAACUCAUUGUUGUGGUGUUCCCUAGUGCCGGAGAGCGUUACCUGUCUUCUCCUUUGUUUGAUUCCAUUAGACAUGAGGCAGAGCAGAUGACUUUUGAUUAGGGACCUGUCACUAGACCUGCUGCUGGUUAAGAGCCUUUAGAUUAACACAUAAAUUUUUAUUUGCAUAAGUCAGAAGUAAAGAGUUGUUCUUGUAAUUCAUCAUUAUAAGAACAAAUUGAAUUAUAGUGGUAAAAGUUACAUUAGACAUCAGCACUAAUAA
Abrus precatorius (Indian licorice) is the source of this 1257-nucleotide messenger RNA. RefSeq names its product cysteine synthase-like. The transcript is spliced from 11 exons. The record is from RefSeq and is a predicted model, not a curated record. Gene Ontology annotation, cellular component: cytoplasm. Bases 126 to 1097 code for a protein of 323 amino acids. Gene Ontology annotation, molecular function: cysteine synthase activity. Lineage: Eukaryota; Viridiplantae; Streptophyta; Magnoliopsida; Fabales; Fabaceae.